Messenger RNA from Anopheles nili, 804 nucleotides. Its product is annotated as elongation of very long chain fatty acids protein AAEL008004-like. Gene Ontology annotation, biological process: fatty acid elongation, saturated fatty acid; fatty acid elongation, monounsaturated fatty acid; fatty acid elongation, polyunsaturated fatty acid. Bases 1 to 804 code for a protein of 267 amino acids. Gene Ontology annotation, cellular component: endoplasmic reticulum membrane. The record is from RefSeq and is a predicted model, not a curated record. The transcript has 2 exons. NCBI's taxonomy places the organism in Eukaryota, Metazoa, Arthropoda, Insecta, Diptera, Culicidae. Gene Ontology annotation, molecular function: fatty acid elongase activity.
AUGACGCUGGUUUUGCAGCGAAUGUACGACCUGUACCGGGAGUACAUGGUGGAAAGGCGCGACAUGCGCAGUGCGCAUCUUCCGCUAGCCGGAAGUCCGUGGCCACUGUUCGCGCUGCUCGGUACCUACCUGCUUCUGGUGCUGAACGUUGGUCCACGCAUCAUGGCCCACCGGAAGCCGUUCGAUUUGCGUGGCGUCAUUCGCGUGUACAACGUGGUGCAAGUGCUCAUCAACAGUGUGCUGUUUGUGUGGAUCGUGACCAAGAUGUUUUUCGUGUACCGAGACUACAACUACUCGUGCCAGGUGUGCAACUACACCACGGACUACCGCGGACUGGAGGAGAUGUACCUGAGCUACAGCUACUUCCUGCUGAAGGUCGUCGACCUGGCGGACACCGUGUUCUUCGUGCUGCGCAAGAAGCAAUCCCACGUGUCAUUCCUGCACGUGUACCACCACACGAUCAUGGUGCUGGGGUCGUACUUUGGCAUGCUGUACGUGCCCGGCGGCCACGCGAUCAUGCUCGGGAUCUGGAACACGCUCGUGCACGCCGUCAUGUACUUCUACUACCUGCUGUCAUCGUACGGGUCGCAGUACAGCGCCUGGUGGAAGCAACACCUAACGCGCAUGCAGUUGCUGCAGUUCGUUCACCUCGCGUUCCACUUUGGCAUUCCGCUGUUCUUUAACCGCGAGUGCAAGUUUCCGCGCUUCUGGAUGGGGGUCGGCUUCCUGCAGGCCAUCGUCAUCCUCGGCCUGUUCGUGGACUUCUACAUUAAGUCGUACAUCGUGAAGAAGAAACGGCAGUAA